UGCAUGCAUCACGGCUAGAGUCGGCUGGUUCGCGACUUUUGUACGCGGUGGUGGUGCGGGCAGUAUCCGCGACAAGAGCGAGAUAAGGUUUCGUCGAGUCGAACGGUCGGCCGAUCGCGGAUGAUUUGUCAAAGAUAGUGGUGGCGUGCGCGAGCACCCACCGUCAGCAGGACAGAGCAGCAGGGAGGGUUGAGGAUCGGCCGACGGUAGUGAUCUCGGUCGAGAGAGAGAGAGAGAGAGAGAAAGAAAGAGAGAGAGACAUAGAGUGAGCGAGUGAAUCGACGUGAACCUUGCCACGCUCGCGAACCGAGGAGGCUCGGUGGUGAAUUUUCGAUAACGGUGCCGUGACGCCCGCACCGUCCCGAGGACGAUCGUCGACGUCCCUGUCGUCGUCGUCGUCGUUGUCCGCGGGGAGAGCGUGCGGAGGCGGUUCUUUUUUCUCUCUUCAUGACGCGAGCCGACGCGUCGGGGACCGUGCGUGCCUCGUCGAAGCGCGAGACGGAACGAGCGACGUGAGAGGUGGCCGACAACACAACACGCGCCUGCCGUGCAACGAGCAGGAGCAUCGGCCGACGAAAAAAACACACGACGUCGAAGCCCGCACACGCAGGCACGCAUACAUACACGCGCGCACCCGAGUGCGUCACCGCCCAUAUGUGAUGUGUCCCGUGCGUGAGAGCGAAUGAGUAAUCAUGUACUGUCAGGACAAGAGUUCGACCGCCUCCAAGAGCAAAGAGGGGCCUGUGACAAUGCGGGAGAAAAAAGGCGGUGCUCUCAGCAGAGUACAAAAAUUGAAAAAGCGUCUCAGUCAUAGUUUUGGACGACUUUCUAUAUCAAAAGAAGAGGCUGAUGAUGCAGCAACCAGAGGCCAAUUGCCAUACAAUGGCUAUUCUGAGGAGUUCCUAGAUCGUUUGGAGCCAAAUGGCAACAUACCUGUGGAUAAAGAUCAUCGUUAUGAAUGGACAGGUGUGGGCGACCAUGAGAGAGUGCAUCGGCAGCUUUCGGUUUCUAGCGAUUCCAAGCUUCUCGAUGAAGACAUACGGGAAGAAGCUAGGGUAAUCCUGCGGCCCCGACGUCCACCACGGCCCAAAUCUGAAGUUUUUCUCGGCCCGGAUCCACCUAGAAGAACUAAAAGAUUCUCCGCCUUUGGGGGAGAUUCGCCGUUUGGUAAAUCCGAGGCUUAUAUAAAACUGGAGCAGUUGGGAGAGGGAUCAUACGCCACAGUGUUCAAAGGCUACAGCCAUCUCACUAAUCAGGUGGUGGCUCUUAAAGAAAUUAGACUGCAAGAGGAGGAAGGAGCUCCGUUUACUGCCAUUCGCGAGGCAAGUCUCCUCAAAGAGUUGAAACAUAGCAAUAUCGUGACCUUACACGAUAUUAUUCAUACACGCGAGACGCUCACCUUCGUAUUCGAAUACGUUCACACCGAUUUAUCGCAAUACAUGGAGAGGUAUGGAAGCGGUAACGGAGGAUUAGACCCGCGUAAUGUUAAAUUGUUUCUUUUUCAAUUAUUGAGAGGAUUGGCGUACUGUCAUCGCAGGAGAGUCCUGCAUAGAGAUGUAAAGCCGCAGAAUUUAUUAAUCAGCGAGAUAGGAGAGCUUAAAUUGGCAGACUUUGGGUUAGCGAGAGCAAAAUCUGUGCCAUCGCAUACAUACUCGCACGAGGUCGUGACCUUAUGGUAUAGGCCGCCCGACGUUCUUUUAGGUUCCACAGAAUACUCCACCUCCCUCGACAUGUGGGGAGUAGGUUGCAUAUUUGUGGAAAUGUUAACUGGCGAACCGACAUUCCCAGGUGUACGCUGUACGUACGACCAACUCGAUAAAAUAUUUAAAGUGUUGGGCACACCCACCGAGGAGACUUGGCCGGGUGUUACGCAUUUGCCCGGGUAUAAGGCACAUAGACUGUUAUUUUAUCCACCGCGGAAACUGGGGCUCUCGUUUCCCCGGCUCUACGACAUCGCCGAGGGAGAUAGUAUGGCGUCGUCGCUCCUGCAACUGAAUCCCGAUCAACGGAUAGGAGCGGAGGAAGCGUUAGCACACCCCUAUUUCGCUUCUCUUCCUAGGAAAUUAUACGAAUUACCUGACGAAGUGUCGAUAUUCAGCGUAGAAGGUUGUCACUUGUAUACAAACUCGAGGCAUGGGUGCGCGGAUUCGCGUCACACGACUCUUAAGACUUGAGGUUAAAGCAAACGUUAAUGAAGUAAUAUUAUAAGUAAAUUCGCAAUUUACACAUUGAGUGAAACGUUCAUUCGUAUGAGAGAUCCAUAUGUUCAGAUACACAUACACAAUACACACACAGGCGCACAUGCAUUACUCCUACAAGCGUGUUGUUCGCUCUCUCUCAGGGCUGCUCCAUGAUAUUUCCCCUUGUUCUUUUCAUACAUAAUAACAAUAUUCUUUUCUCCUUUUCAAUCUUUUUGUUCUCGAGAAUAUAUCGAGUAAAUUAAUUAACGACGAUAAGUGGUCACACAAGGAAACAAGAAAGUAAAGCAUACGGCUAAAAGUUAAAAAAAAAAACGAUUUAUAAGAAUUUGCGCACGCUCGAUUUAGAAAGCAAAAGCACGCACGACCCAUCCUUGCACUUCGUCCAAAUACUAGAUUUAGAUCAAUACCAAUCAAAAAGAAAGGAAAAAAAGAUACCAUAUCGCCGCCCUACGUCCCCCCGAAAUCCCAGCCCAAGCCAAAUAGGGCGGGCGGUCGCUGGUUAGCGAAACUAUUACGAAGUAAUUAAUUACUUAUCUUAGAAAAAUUAUGGAAGACCUGUAGCACUCUCUAUAUAAAACAAACUUUACUACUGCUGCUUUCGAGCAUACGAUGUUGGUCGCUAAGACAAUUGAAAAUAUUGAUAGAUAAAAUAGAGAAUCGUUGUUCGAUUUAAAAAAAUUAAUUAUUAAUUAGAUGUGAUGAUAGCAAAUAAGAAAUAGGGAGCUUAGGAAAGACGGCGAGUCAGUAUUAGUCAAGUGCCGUAGUUGCCAACAUCGCGAGAUGCAGCGAAAGAAACUAACUGAACGCUCAUCGUCGAUAGUUCCGAUGGUAGUGAUUUAGACAUAAGUGAUUAGCCUUAGAUCGUAUUUAAUAUCAAUCGAAGUUUAUCGACAAUGUCGCAACGUAGCAUAAAUAAUGAUAGCGAUUCAAGAGAAAGAGAGUUACGGGGUAGCGAUUUUAGACUUGUCGAAAUUUCAUUUAUUCAAUUCGCUGCUAAUUAUUAUCAACAUUAGCCAAAUGGUGCUCGAAUUAUAAACUGACGUGUUUAAUCGAUCUCGUACUCGUGACGUAAAUAUUUAACGAGUAUCCGUUCGAUUUUCUAAAAACUACCGGAUAUAAAGUAGCGUUGGCAAUAGUAGAAAUAGGGAAACGUAAGGGAAAAAACGGCGUUACAGUUCUUCCAAAUUUUGUCUAAGCUACAAGUGACGAUUAUUGCGCGGUAAUAUUACUCCUUUUCGUAGGUUACAUUUAUACCGAUUUUUCAGCACACGUAUUAAAUAUAUACAUCAUAUAUAUAUAUAAAAUAUAUAUAUCGAUGAUGCUGAGAUAGCUGAAUCGAGAUAAUAAAUGUGACUUUGUAAUUCAGACAUAUGGUACACUGUGGACCCUGUUCAUUCUUAACCCGGCAGUGGUAUUACAGGGCUAAAGUGCGAAAUAACCCGUGGAUCGCAUUUCAAAUAACAAUGAGCUAUUUUCUGAACUAAAACGUCAAAUAGUUUUUAAAAAAUUAUACUUUAUUUAUAAAAAAUACGCUUAAGAUUUAUUUUUACAUGUUGUGGGAAAAGGAUAUUAUAGCGUUUUCGAAUGAAGCAAGUUUAAUCGCUCUGAGAGCGAUUAUGUCACGAUGUCAUAGAUUCCGUCUUGGGUUCUAGGGAUACUUGGAUUAUUAAAUUAAUCAAUAAAAUAUUUCGAAUAAGCAUUUGAUCGAUUAAUCAAGACAAAAAAUCUUAUGCUUUAAAGCCAAAAUAGCUUAAUAAAGUUAAAGAGGAUGUUCUUUGUAGUAUUUAUAUUAUUAAUGUAUUAAUUAUAUUAAUCAUUCUCAAAAUCCAUUUUUAGUCGAACAUAUUUUCAUGGCAAAGCGAUCAAACCUACUUUACUCAAAAACGUUAUUAGUAAGCUAUAUAAUAAAUGACAUCCUAUAUAUACACAUGUAUAGAUAUACACAUACACACAACGAAAAAACAUUUAAACUUGGAAAUGUUACAAUACUUUUAGUGUGUGCGCGUGGUACAGGACAAAAAUGAUUUUCCUUUUAUUGACCAUAAUAACAUAAUUUUUAUUUUAGUUUUUCUUUUCAUUAUUGUGUCAAAAAAGAAUUUUUCGUAAUUAAAUAAAUUGCAGUGUCAAUAAAACUCAUUAUUUUGAUGAUCAUCUUUAACAUUUUACAAAGUAUACGUAAUAUAAAGUUAAAUUGUUUAGAUGUUUAAGACUGCGUUUUUUUAUUCUGUCAUUUCGUGAAAAACGAGCAUUUAUAGUGUAUAUUAGGUAGGAUGAUGUAAUAUGAAUAAGUAUUAUAUAGUGUCUUUCUAUUUACGGGGUUCCCAUAAAUCGUUGAUUGUAUUUUUUUAAAAGUGGUGCUAAUUUUUUUUACUCUGAUACGAAAUUUGUUUUUACAAUCUUAUUCUAUCCUAUGGAUGUGGUAAUUUCGGUUCUUGUUUCUAAAAAGACAUUUUUAAAUGUUUAAUUGUAUAUAUAUUUACUCAUGUAAACACGCGAGUUGCUUUACAUUGAUUUUAAUAAAUGUAAAGAGAACAGAGAAAAAAUCAAAAAUAUAUUUAAAUAUUUUUUAAAUUAAAUAUAUUGAUUCUAAAUUAUUCAAAUAAUCUAUUAUUUUUUUAUACCAAAAUAUAAAAAAUAUAAAAAAUAUUUCAAAAACAAUCGUAUUUCAAAUGCAGAAUAUAAACUCUCAGAUUGGCUUUUAAAAUAACAAAAAAAUUGAUUUUGCAUCAUGAAUAUUACGAUUUGCACAUUUUGUAUAUAUAAUAAUAUUUUAAUAACCUUUCAUAUAUACACACACACGUUUUAUAUGUUGCAUCUAAUUCUGAAAUAUAAUAUUGAGAUCUAUAAGUAUGAUCUCAUACUUGAUGCAUUUAUUAAUCUUGUAUUAAGAGAAAUAUUUUUAUCACAUUAUCAAUAAUAAACAAAUUCUGGCGUCUCCUACCACUGCCGAGUUAAGCAUUUACCAUACACGAGGUUCCGUUUAGUUUAAAAAGAAAUUGUAACACGAAAAUUCUCUUGUAUAAUUAUAUGACAUGUACUUAUGUUGCCUCUAAGUGUAUCGAUUUUGUACGUGCAUUUUUUUUCUUCCGUCUAAUUGUACAUUUUAUUUUGUAAUUUUUUUUUUAUAAGGAAUCGCGCGAACAUAUAUCAAAGCCGCUGCGGAAUUGUGUAACGAAAAAGAUACAAAAAAAGAGAAUUAUGUUUUCACAUAUACAUCUUUUGCGUUCGAAAAUGGACACUUCGCGUCAUUGCGAGGACAUGUGUUUUAUUACACAUCUGUCCGACGUUUAGACCGAUUGAUCAAUUCCGGAUUUAUCCGGAAGCAUCAAGUUGAACGUAUUGUGCCUGUGCUACAAAUAUUUGAAAUAAUAAAGAUACAACUCGCUAUUACAUGUUACGUAUUUCACACUUACUUUCACGUCACGAAAAAUGCAUGACAUAAUAAAAAUCAUUGAAUCAAUCACAGGGGAAUGACUAGUAUAUCAAAUAUAUAUCAAAUUUAAGUUAUAUAAAAACUUCACAUAUACACAAAAGACACUAUUUUAUAUUUCAUACGAGCAAAUUUUUAAAAAUAUAUAUCAUGUAUUCAUGUGUGUAUGUUGUGUGCAUGUGAAAUGAAAUUUGCAUCUCAAUAUAAAAUACAAAGUAUUUUAAAUUUUAAAUAAAUGAAAUCUCUUUA
This is a messenger RNA of Formica exsecta, 5880 nucleotides long. RefSeq names its product cyclin-dependent kinase 14 (gene Eip63E). Gene Ontology annotation, biological process: protein phosphorylation. NCBI's taxonomy places the organism in Eukaryota, Metazoa, Arthropoda, Insecta, Hymenoptera, Formicidae. Gene Ontology annotation, molecular function: ATP binding; cyclin binding; cyclin-dependent protein serine/threonine kinase activity. Gene Ontology annotation, cellular component: nucleus; cytoplasm; cytosol. The record is from RefSeq and is a predicted model, not a curated record. The transcript has 7 exons. Bases 693 to 2174 code for a protein of 493 amino acids.